Messenger RNA from Oppia nitens, 1127 nucleotides. RefSeq lists its product as uncharacterized. Lineage: Eukaryota; Metazoa; Arthropoda; Arachnida; Sarcoptiformes; Oppiidae. The record is from RefSeq and is a predicted model, not a curated record. The coding region runs from base 130 to 1029 and encodes 299 amino acids. The transcript has a single exon.
UUUUUUAUAAAAAAAAUACUAGUAAUAGUCAGUCAUUAGUGUGGAGUUAGUUAAGUGGUUGAGUUUAUUAAGUUUAGAUUUUUUUUCUUUGAAUUAAUUAAUUAAUUCAAAAAAUAAAAUAAUUCAAUUAUGGGAAAACAAUUUCUAUUAUAUAAUAGUUAUUGUUUAAUAAUAUCUAUACUAACUAUAAAAUUGAUUGUCUGUUUGCCGCAAACAAUCAAUCAAAGUGCCAAAAACAUCGCCGGAAAUAACAAAAAUAAUCUCAAUAUAAAUGGCGGCGGAUUUGGGCCGGGAGGUGUAGUCAAUCAAGAUGCUGAUAAUGUCAAAGGUAAUAGCGAAAAUAAUCUUAAUAUAGGUGGUGGUAGUGGCGGUGGUGGUGGUAGUGGUGGUGGUAGUGGUGGUGGUAAUGGUGGUGGUGGUGGAUUUGGAUUUGGAUUUGGAUCUGGUGGUGGUGGUGGUAAUGGUGGUGGUGGUAAUGGUGGUGGUGGUAAUGGUGGUGGUGGUAAUGGUGGUGGUGGUGGAUUUGGAUUUGGAUCUGGUGGUGGUGGUAAUGGCGCUCCUGGCGCUCCUGGCGCUCCUGGCGCUCCUGGCGCUCCUGGUGCUCCUGGAGCUCCGGGUGCUCCUGGUGCUCCUGGUGCUCAUGGAAAUGGUGGAGGUGCUUUUGGUUAUGGUGAUCAAAAUGCUGUCAAUAUUGGCGGUCAUAACAAUCAAGUAUCUGGUGGUGGCGCUCCAGCAACUGUUAAUGGUCCUAUUACUUCUAUUGGUGAUGGUAAUAGUGCUAGCUAUGCUCUUAAUGGUGGUCAUGGUGUUGUUGGUGGUGGUGGUGGUUAUGGUGUUGCUGGUGGUGGUCAUACUGUUGGUGUUGUUGGACAUACUGUUGGUGUUGUUGGUUACGUACCAGUUGCACAACCUGUGGCGGUUGGCGGAAAUGCCGGAUAUUGGCAUGGCGGACAUUGGCAUGGCGGUUAUGGUGGUGGCUAUAGUUAUGGUAGUGGAUGGGGUGGUAAGCGUUGGGGUAGGCAUGGCUAGAUGGUUAUAUAGCAAAAAAUUAUAAAAACAAUAAUAACUUUUUUUUCUUCAAAAAAUUUAUAUUAUCAAUACUUUAAAAUAUUAUUAUAUAAAAUUAU